Drosophila gunungcola (fruit fly) is the source of this 2566-nucleotide messenger RNA. It is a transcript of the gene kat-60L1, whose product is annotated as katanin p60 ATPase-containing subunit A1. The record is from RefSeq and is a predicted model, not a curated record. Gene Ontology annotation, biological process: microtubule severing. Gene Ontology annotation, molecular function: ATP hydrolysis activity; ATP binding; microtubule binding. The transcript has 5 exons. NCBI's taxonomy places the organism in Eukaryota, Metazoa, Arthropoda, Insecta, Diptera, Drosophilidae. The coding region runs from base 337 to 2352 and encodes 671 amino acids. Gene Ontology annotation, cellular component: microtubule cytoskeleton.
CAAAACUUCCUUUAACCUCAAUUCGCAUUCACAUAGACGCACACAAGCCAAGUUGGAAAACUACCCGAUACGGAAUGUGUGUAGUGGUCGCCUUUGUUGUGGACGCGUCGUCCAGUCGAGCGGUCAGUUGGUCUGCAACCCUUGAGUCGUCAGGUGGACGGCUCGUCUACUCGUCUCCUCGGGUCGCGUUUUCGAUUUGUUCCCAAAAGUCAAUCGAAGGGUCGGGGCGUGGACUGUCAGGCAGCCAAGUUUCCGCUCGAGCAUAAUCGCGUGUGUUUUAAAAUUCAAAGUGAAGUGUCUGUCUCGUCGUUAUCCGUCUGACGCCGGCACAGCGCCAUGUUCAACACCAGUGCCCAGAAUUGGUUCGGCAUGGGCCAGGCUUCCGUGGCUCCGGCCGGCGGUGUUGCCCAGUUGCUCAACAACAACAACUCGAAUCUCUACAACCAGCCGCAGCAGACGGCGUCGCAUCCCUUCAUGCGCCAACGAUCGCUGACCAGCUCCAAUCCCGCCCUGGAGCGCUCCACUGCCAUGUCCGUGCGGCCACAGUCGCCGCCCAACGUCCAGGUGGAGUACGAGGUGGCCAUGCCCUUCGUCUCCGCCUAUCGGCACACCCCAUAUCACUCGCUGUGGGAUCUGCACCAAUGCUCGUCCACACCUCCGACAAGCCUGUCGCAUAUGGCUCGAAUGAUGGACUCCCUGAUCCUGGACUCGCUGUCCCCAUUUGCCUUCACCAAGAUCACAGCCACCAGUCGACCCACUCGGAAUGCCACCUUGAAGAAGGCUUCGGAAGGCGGACACUCCUCGACAGCGGAGCGCCACCGACCCAUUAACAACUUGGGCUCGAAUGCACCAGGAGGACUGGGCAUUGGCGGAAGUGUUCCGCUGCGCAGCAAGCAGCGGCUGCCCACCCAAGUCUCCGCCGCAGAAGUGGCUCCACAGCCGCGAGCCAGUCAGGCGGCCCAGAUGCCGUUCCCAUCGCAGCAGCAGGACAACCGAUGGGUGUCCUCCUUGAGGCGUCGUGAUCCCGAGCUGCAGCCCACACUGCCCUCCAUCAGCAGCAAUGCGAACAGCAGCAGCCUGGGACAGAGCCACCACGGCAGUGCCGGGAAUGUGGGACUGGCGGGCGCAGGUGCCCCCACACCCGUCUCCAGCAUGGGUGCCAUGAGACUGGGAAGGCCAUCCAGGGCAUCCGCCAUGACCGCCGCCCUGAGGAAGAGUCGGUCCGUGGAGCGCCUGCGGGCAAGGAAGCUCAGCACCAACACCCAGCUGACUCUGAAGCACAAGCCGGUGAAGAAGAACUCACUGGACGAGAACUCCAACUCGGACGACCAGGAUGCCACCACUUCGCUGGAGGACAACUCGCACGCCCAGUCCCUGUCCACCAGCCACAACACGCCCAAGUGCUCGCCAAAGACCAAGGCAAAGCACUUCUCGCCCCUGGGCUACGAGGCUCAUCUGGUGGACACCCUCGAGAAGGACAUCCUGCAGCGGCAUCCCUGCAUCAAGUGGACCGAUGUGGCCGGACUCAACGAGGCCAAGACCAUACUGCAGGAAGCGGUGGUGCUUCCGGUCAUCAUGCCGGAAUUCUUCAAGGGAAUCCGAAGGCCGUGGCGCGGAGUGUUGAUGGUGGGACCGCCAGGCACUGGCAAAACGAUGCUGGCCAAGGCGGUGGCCACAGAAUGCGGCACCACCUUCUUCAAUGUGUCCUCCUCGACCCUGACCUCCAAGUAUCGAGGCGAGAGCGAGAAGCUGGUGCGGCUUCUCUUCGAGAUGGCGCGCUUCUAUGCUCCCAGCACUAUCUUUAUCGACGAGAUCGACGCCCUGUGCGCCUCCAGGGGCAGCGAUUCGGAGCACGAGGCCAGUCGACGGUUCAAGGCCGAGUUGCUCAUCCAGAUGGACGGGCUUAAUGCAACCAUGCAGGAGGAGAAGGUGAUCAUGGUGCUGGCGGCCACCAAUCAUCCGUGGGACAUCGAUGAGGCCUUUCGGAGACGUUUCGAGAAGCGGAUCUACAUUCCGCUCCCAAACGAGGACACCCGCUCCGCUCUACUCAAUCUCUGCCUGAAGGACGUCUGCCUGUCGCCCAGCCUGAACACCGGAAUGAUCGGCGACGAGCUGCAGGGCUACUCGGGAUCGGACAUAAGCAACGUGUGUCGCGACGCCUCCAUGAUGGCCAUGCGGCGCCUCAUCUCGGGACGGACUCCCGAUCAGAUCAAGCAGAUCCGCCGCGAGGAGGUGGACCAGCCGAUCACGCUGCAGGACUUUCAGGACGCCCGCCAGCGCACCAAGAAGUCGGUGAGCGCCGACGACGUGGCCCGCUUCGAGAAGUGGAUGGAGGAGUACGGGUCGUGCUAGUUGUAUGGGCUACUGGCCCAGCACCCCCGAUGAUCGUAUCCCAAGCGUACUUCCAAGUCUCAAUUGCAAUACUUUUCAAUCUGUAUAAAUCGUACUCGUUAGCCGUAAAGUUGUGUUUUAUAUAUGCUUAAUUGCUCAAGUGCCCCACGCCCAGCAUUGCCCCUCUAUGUACGUGCACACGGUAAUCUGAUAUCUUAUAAAUACAUGAUAUAUA